AUCUAGCAGUUGGCGAUGAGAGAAUCGAUUUGCAAAAGAGCACGCGUGGGAUGACAGACCAGAAAAAAUGUCUCUUUUUCUUUUUCAUUGGCUUUGGAGGGCCGCCGAAGGAGUUGAAAUUAUUGGGAGAUAAGAAGACGCUGCCGUGGAGAGGUAAUGCUCGA
Molecule: messenger RNA, 164 nt
Organism: Linum tenue
Lineage: Eukaryota; Viridiplantae; Streptophyta; Magnoliopsida; Malpighiales; Linaceae
Source: the annotation of a GenBank genome assembly